Salvia splendens (bonfire salvia) is the source of this 3580-nucleotide messenger RNA. RefSeq names its product protein SPA1-RELATED 4. The transcript has 7 exons. Gene Ontology annotation, biological process: photomorphogenesis; protein phosphorylation. The coding region runs from base 767 to 3340 and encodes 857 amino acids. Lineage: Eukaryota; Viridiplantae; Streptophyta; Magnoliopsida; Lamiales; Lamiaceae. The record is from RefSeq and is a predicted model, not a curated record. Gene Ontology annotation, molecular function: protein binding; ATP binding; protein kinase activity.
GAGCGAAAUGAUUUAAUAAACCUAAUUCACGACUAUAUAAAUUCUGUUCGAAAAAAGGACAAAUCUUGAGGUUGAAGACGAGAAUGCGACACGUCGCCGGUUUACAUGAAUGGAAGCGGGAGUUGUAGAUAAAACAAAAAAGGGCUAGCUCCAUUUAGGUUAGGGUUUGUAAAUCAUCUCACAAAAUAUAUUUUUUUCUUUUUUCCACUGCUUGCAUUUUACGAUUUGAAAAAAAUGUAUUCAAUGAAGUUACGGGACUGUAUGCUUUGAACAUUUAGUUUUUGUUUCUGUCGUUUCUUUUUCCUUUUUUCUUUUUUGUUUGGGGAAGUGAAGAAUUUUGUGAGGCUGUGGUGUUUUCAUUUUAGGGAAAAAAGCACACUGUUUGUUUUUUCGUGUUGUGAUGUGAGGAAAAAGUAUAGUAUCAGUUUGUGUGGUUCGUGUUGUUUUCAAUUGCUCGGCCUACGCACACACACUCUCUCUCUCUCUUAAUCUCUGAUGCUGCUCUCUUCUCACUUGCUCAUAACUCCUCUCUCUCUCUAAAUAUUUAUUUCUUUACUGUGAUUGUAUGUGUGGUGUGAAGUGGAUUUUUUUGGAUGAUCUGAAUCUUAGGAAAUCUCUAUUUGUAUGCUAACUCUAUAUGAUCAAGAGGCAGCUAGCUGACUGUAAUUCUUUUGCGGCAUAUAUUGGUUAUUAUUUUAUGGGUAUGAUUCUGAAUGGCAAAAGAAAUUGUUGAAAACUUGUGGAUUGAGUCAUUGUGCAAUUCUUUAUGUUUGUAUCCUGGGAUUCAUGUAAGUAUACUGAUAGUGAGAGGUGGUUAGUUAUGGAGGGCUCAUCUGAGUCUGGUUGGGAGAGGUCUGAUAGUUCUAGGGGUUUGAAUUCUUCAUUCUUGGGCAGAAAUUCAAGGAUUUUGAGGCCAGGAGAUAAUAGUAGCCAUGAUUCUGUCAGGAAAGGGGUGCCUUGGACUCGUGUCAAUAGCCAUAGGGCUCUCCUUGCCGGGUGUGAGGCCCGCCCUAUGGAAUGCAACGAUGUUAGUUUGAGGAAGUGGUUGGAUAAUCCUGAUAGGACUGUGGAUGGCCUUGAGUGCUUGCAUAAAUUCUCUCAGAUUGUAGAUGUAGUGAACUUGGCUCAUUCACAAGGGAUUGUAGUUCACAAUGUUAGGCCUUCCUGUUUCAUUAUGUCCGCGUACAACCGGGUGUCGUUCAUUGAGUUUGCCUCUUGCUCGGAUUCCCCCGAGUAUGGAUCAAACAGCCAAAUGGCUGAACUCAAGGGUCCUAGGAAUCCGGCCUCACAGAUUAACUCCGAAAGCAGCUGUUUGCAAUCCAGUUCAGGCCAAGCUGUGCAUGCUCAGGAACGUGCUGCCAAUGAGCGAACAACGGGGGACAAGAAGCAGUCAUUUCCGAUGAAGCAAAUAUUGAUCUUGGAGUCCAAUUGGUACACCACUCCAGAAGAGGUUUCUGGUGAUCCGACUUCGUGCGCUUCUGAUAUUUAUCAGCUUGGUGUCUUAUUAUUUGAGUUGUUUUGCACUUUUAAUUCCCUGGAAGAGAAAAGCUCAACUAUGGCAAACCUGAGACACCGUGUCCUCCCUCCACAGCUUCUUCUUAAGUGGCCUAAAGAAGCUUCGUUUUGCUUAUGGCUGCUGCACCCAGAGCCAAGUAGCCGGCCUAAAAUGAGCGAAUUAUUGCAAAGUGAGUUCUUGAACGAACCUAGAAACGAGAUAGAAGAACGCGAAGCAGCCAUAGACCUUCGAGAAAUGAUAGAGGAGCAGGAGCUAUUGCUGGAAUUUCUUUUGAUACUGCAACAGAUGAAGCAAGAAGCCGCUGAUAACUUGAAUGAAACUAUGUCACUUAUAUCCUCUGACAUAGAUGAAGUCACGAAACUGCAGACCUCUCUCAGGAUGAAAGGAGAUCCAAGCUUGGAGUUGGGUAAGAGUUCAGGGCCAGGUCCCAAUUUAAUGAACAAUGCAGAUGAUGAUGAUGAUUCUGGUAGCUCUGGGUCAAGAAAGAGAAUCAGACAGGGUCUUGAUACGACCGUGCCAGAUGACUUAAAAGGGCAUGCAUAUAUUAAUCUGAAAUCCGAGAUUCAAGGAAGCUUUCUCUCCAAAAGUUCUCGGCUGAUGAAGAAUUUCCGGAAAUUGGAAUCAGCUUAUUUUCUAACAAGACACAGAUCUGUAAAAUCCGCGUGUAGGUCGCUGGCAAGACAUUCUCAAGUCAGUAGCGAUGGUGGAGGAGGGUCUAAUAUAGCAACGGAAAGAAGUUCCAUAAGUAACCCAUCGUCAAGAGAUCGGAGCAUUGAGCAAAAGCCAAAUGGAUGGGUUAAUACAUUCCUAGAAGGAUUGUGUAAAUAUCUUUCCUUUAGCAAGCUAAAAGUUAAGGCGGAUUUAAAGCAAGGAGAUCUCUUAAAUUCAUCAAAUCUUGUAUGCUCCCUUAGUUUUGACCGUGAUGGGGAGUUUUUCGCGAGUGCUGGUGUAAAUAAGAAAAUCAAAGUUUUUGAGUACAAUUCAAUCUUGAAUGAAGAUCGUGAUAUUCAUUAUCCAGUUGUUGAAAUGUCUAGUAGAUCGAAGCUUAGCAGCAUAUGUUGGAAUAGUUACAUUAAAGGCCAGAUUGCUUCGAGUAACUUUGAAGGUGUGGUGCAGGUAUGGGAUGUUACAAGGACUCAGACUCUCAUGGAAAUGAGAGAACAUGAGCGACGCGUGUGGUCUGUUGAUUUCUCAGUGGCAGAUCCGACAAUGCUGGCCAGUGGCAGCGAUGAUGGUUCAGUUAAGCUAUGGAAUAUCAAUCAGGGAGUAAGUGUCGAUACCAUUAAGACAAAGGCCAAUGUCUGCUGUGUUCAAUUCCCCACAUAUUCUAGUCGUACUCUUGCAUUUGGCUCAGCAGAUCAUAAGAUAUACUACUAUGAUCUUCGGUCCUUAAAAAUGCCUCUAUGUACUCUUGUUGGGCACAAAAAGACGGUGAGUUAUGUGAAAUUGAUCGAUUCAACAACUCUUGUUUCAGCCUCUACGGAUAACACACUAAAGCUCUGGGAUCUGUCGAUGUGUACUUCAAGAGUUCUUGAUUGUCCAUUGCAGUCAUUCACAGGCCAUCUGAAUGUAAAGAAUUUUGUUGGCUUGUCUGUAUCGGAUGGUUAUAUUGCCACCGGCUCAGAAACAAACGAGGUUUUUGUCUACCACAAGGCCCUCCCGAUGCCUGCACUGUCGUUCAAAUUCAACAGCACGGAUCCACUGUCUGGUGAUGAAGUGGAUGACACUGCCCAGUUCAUCUCAUCUGUGUGUUGGCGUGGCCAGUCCUCCACCCUAGUAGCUGCAAACUCCAUGGGAAAUAUUAAGCUAUUGGAGAUGGCUUGAUUCCUCUUAGCACCAAAUGGUUGAAGUAGAAACAAAUUUUUGCCUUAGUUUUCUAGUGGGAUAUACUAUAUAUAUAUACACGUUGACUUGACAAUUCGAUUCAACUUUUGGGAAAGUAUAUUGUAGAUAAAUAUGAGGUGAUGGGAAGUGAAGAAAUAAGUGUGGAAAGAGGUUAUUCUUAUUGAUAUAUUUUUGUACAAUUUACAAUCAUUUUAUGUAACUAUCAUUCUUUUUUCCAAA